Sorghum bicolor (sorghum) is the source of this 813-nucleotide messenger RNA. RefSeq lists its product as uncharacterized. The record is from RefSeq and is a predicted model, not a curated record. Bases 1 to 813 code for a protein of 270 amino acids. Lineage: Eukaryota; Viridiplantae; Streptophyta; Magnoliopsida; Poales; Poaceae. The transcript has a single exon.
AUGUCGUCGUCGUGGUCCACCCGAGGCGGCGAGCCCCCUGGCGGCGGCGGUGGUGGCAGCCAUGCCCAUGGCCCGCGCCCCGUCCAUGAGCCGGAGCGGAGCCACCUCGACGCUCGCCAGACGGAGGAAUCGCCGACUCGGAGCGGGCGCGCCCACGACCACGACCAGCUCCGCGUCCGCGAGCAGCAGCCUCGGCGGACGUACAACUUCAGGAGGAGGCACCGGUCGGACGCGCUGCAGUGGGCGACGGCGGUGCUGUGCACGGUGCUGGCGGUGGUGGUGCUGGUGGGCGCCGUGUCGAUCCUGGUGGUGGUGCUACUGCUGCAGCCCCGGGCGCCGUACGUGGCGGUGCCGGCGGCGACGGCGAGGCUGGACACGCUGGUGUACGACCAGCUCGGCGCGCUGGACGACGUGCAGCUCUCGCUCCGCGUGGAGGCCCGCAACGGCAACGCCCACUCCGCGGCGACCUUCUCGCGGCUCGAGUGCCGCCUCGCGUUCGACGGCGCCGCGCUCGCGGUGCUCCGCGCCGACACGUUCCGCGUCCCGGCCAGGGGCGCCCUGCCGCUGGCGUACGUGGCGCGCGCGCAGGGCGCGCCGCUGGGCACCGCCGACAGCGCCGCCAUGGAGGCCGCACUCCGCGACGGCGUCGUGCCGUUCGAGGUGGAAGGGGAGGCCAGGACGCGUUGGAAGGUCGCCGGGGUCGUCACCAUCAACCAGUGGACGCGCCUUGCGUGCCAGAUGCGCUUCUUCUGGCCUAACGGCACCGCGCUCCCGUUCAAAUGCAACUCAAAAUCCAAGUUCUUGUUCUUCUGA